Molecule: messenger RNA, 3405 nt
Organism: Chanos chanos (milkfish)
Lineage: Eukaryota; Metazoa; Chordata; Actinopteri; Gonorynchiformes; Chanidae
Gene: wwc1
Product: WW and C2 domain containing 1
Exons: 22
Coding region: 36-3359 (1107 amino acids)
Biological process (GO): regulation of DNA-templated transcription; cell migration; negative regulation of organ growth
Cellular component (GO): cytoplasm
Molecular function (GO): kinase binding; molecular adaptor activity
Source: RefSeq, a predicted model, not a curated record
ACUUACAUAGAAAAUUACAUGGAGACUAGCUUGUCAUGCCAAGGAAGGAGUUACCAUUGCCAGAAGGGUGGGAAGAAGCCCGAGAUUUUGACGGGAAAGUCUACUAUAUCGACCACAUCAAUAAAACUACGAGCUGGAUUGAUCCAAGAGACAGGCAGACCAAGCCGCUGACGUUUGCAGACUGUAUCGGAGAUGAGCUGCCCCUGGGUUGGGAGGAGGCGUACGACCCCCAGGUUGGAGCUUAUUAUGUCGACCACAACACAAAGAGCACCCAGCUGGAGGACCCGCGGGUGCAGUGGCAGCGGGAGCAGGAGCGGAUGCUGCGGGAGUACCUGGACGUGGCCAAGGAGGCGCUGAGCACACAGAGGGAGAUCUACCAGGUCAAGGAGCAGAGGCUCCGAUUGGCCCAGCAGGAAUUCCACCAGCUCAGCGAUGCCUGGAGAGACAAAUCCACCUCCCAGACCAGCCUGAAUUCCAGAUCCUCAUCCAGCAGUAAAUAUGACCCAGAAAUUCUCAAAGCGGAGAUAGUCACGGCUAAGAGUCGGGUGAAUAAACUGAAGAGGGAUUUGGCAUAUAUGAGACAGGAGCUGCAGUAUACAGAACAAGGCUUUGAAACCCUGAAAGAAAUCGACAAUAAGGUGUCGAACACGCCCUAUGGGUACCGGCUACAUGAGGCCCAGGCCAUCCUGAAAGAGGUCAAGUCCAUUAAAGAUGCCAUCAGCAAUGGGGAGAGGGAGAAACAAGAGCUGAUGCAGAAACUGGCCGUGCUGAAGGAUGGUUUUCAUCUGGACUCAGGCUCCCAGUCGGAGCUGUGGACCAGUAAUCCGUCCCUGGCCAACUCCAACCUGUCUCUCCCUCCUCUCUACACUGACGCUGAGGCGCAGACAGACAUGCCCGUGGAGUUUGUGACGAGCUCCAACACCCUGGCCGAGAAAGUGCGGCUGAGUCUGAAAUAUGAAGAGGCAAAGAGAAGAAUCGCCAACAUCGAGGUCCAGAUUGCCAAGCUGGACAGUGAGGCGUGGCCCGGCCUGCUGGACCCGGAGCGGGACCGUCUGAUCCUCAUUAACGAAAAGGAGGAGCUGCUGAAGGAACUGCAGUACGUCAAACCCUGCAAACGGGCGCCCAACGACGCCGAGAAGAUCGAACUGGAGAAGCAGCGUCUGGAGAAGGACCUGCAGGCGGCGCGGGACAGCCAGAGUAAAGCCCUGACCGAGAGACUGAGGUUGCACUGCAAGAGAAACAAACUGGUGAAGGAACUGGAAGAGAUGGUGCGACUGGCAUCCUCUCUGCACACACAACUAAAGAGUCUGUCCGCCAGCACUCUCUCCUGCUCUUCGGGCAGUAGCCGAGGCUCUUUGACCUCCAGCCGCGGAUCGCUGGCGACCUCCAGCCUGGGCUCCACCUCCUCUCUCAGCUACACCGACAUCUACCUGGAGCAGCCGGAACUGGGCGACCCGGACUUCCAGAACAAACUGGAUUCCCUCCUGCAAGAGGGCUCUUCGGCCGGAUACAGGCCCUCCAGCUCCAUCACCACCAUCCACGAGAACGAGGUCUCCUCCGGGCCCCUGGGGGCGGGGCCGGGGGUCGGCCAGCGGACCCAGGCCCUUCGCCUGUCGGAGACGCCGCGCUCCAUGAGCUCGCUGUCUCCGCGCUCCUCGCUGUCUUCGCUCUCGCCCCCUUGCUCGCCCCUCGUCACCGACACCUCCUUCCUCUCCGGGGAGGUGUUCCAGGCGCCGCUCGCCCAGCUGGACCUUGAGCUUCAGAACCGGCUGGCGGAGCUGCGGCUAGACGGAGACAGGCAGCAGGUUCAGAUUCUGUACCGCGAGGCUAAGCCUGACCACAGCAUGGCCGCGGGGGAGAACGCUAAAGACUCCGUCAACCAAACCAAGGUCCCGGGCCAGGGGAUGAAGAAAGCGGGCGUGACCUCGGCGGUCUCCGACGAAUCGGUGGCCGGAGACAGCGGCGUGUACGAGCCUUCGGAGAAAAGGCACGGAGGCCCGGUAGACCUGCUCCUGGGCUACGAGGAGUCGGGCUCGGCCGGCUGCGCUCAGGUCCGGCUGGGCCUGAAGUACGACUCGAAAGAGAAGAGGUUUUCGGUCUACGUCAUGCAGCUGGCCAACUGCGGCACGCUGGCUUUACCGCCCGACCAGAACGUAUACGUGCGUGUGGUGGUGUUGCCAUGCUCAGAGACCACACACUGUCUGUUCCGCACCCGCGGCUUCCCGUCACAUGACUCCGUAGAGCCCAAUGAAGUGUUUGGAGUGCAGCUAUCCCAUACCGCCCUGCGGCAGAAGACCCUCCGGCUCGACGUCUGUACCGCCGGCAAGUCCGGCAGAGAAGAGUGUUUGGCUGGAGCCCAGAUAAGUUUGGCGGACGUGGACUACUCGGGCGAAAGACGCACCAAGUGGUACAACCUUCUCAAUUACAUGUACAUGCCUGAGAUGGACAGCAAGCACAGGGAGUCUGAGAGCUCGACGCCAGCCGAACAGGUCCCUGUGCCCAGUGCAGCCGAGAACGCCGCCCCUGAUGACGACUGGCAUACCAGUACUUUGGAGGGAGAUGUGUUCAUCGAUGAGGAAGGCAGUGACGCCGAAGGGGAGGAGUUUUACCCGGACGGUUACCAAUGGGAGACCGAGGAGGACGUGACCAAACCUCCCGCCCCCAUUCUGCCCCUCACAGAGAAGGUGAAUAAAGAGACCAGUACGGAUGGGUUCCCUCAGGCUCCCUCGGUGGUCCGGCCCAAAGAGAGACGACCCGACGUCCAUCAGCAGAACCCCUUCGUCAGGGGAAACACCAUCAUCCGCUCCAAGACCUUCUCUCCCGGACCCCAGAGCCAGUACAUCUGCAGGAUCAACCGGAGUGACAGCGACAGCUCCACGCUGUCCAAGAAGUCUCCAUUUGUCAGGAACGCCUCAGAGAGACGCAGCGUUCGCAUGAAAAAGCCUCCUCCCCAGGUGAAGGGGCUGGACGGGCUCCUCCGGACCUCCCUGGACCUGGAGCUGGACCUGCAGGCCUCGCGGACGCGUCACAGCCGUCUGACGCAGGAGCUGCAGGUCCUGCGGGAGCUGAAGGAGCAGCUGGAGAAGGCCAGGUUACAGGGCCAGAGCAGUCUGCCCGCAUGGCUGCAGGAGGACCAGCGCUUCAGACAGCUGCUCAAGCAAGCCCAGAAACAGACUAAAGAGGAGCAGCAGCAGGAGCAGAGGGUGGAGAAGAUGAUGCGUGCUGCUGCCAAGGACGUGCAUAAGAUCCGCGGGCAGAGCCGCAAAGAGGUCCGCCAGGUCCAGUCCUUCAGAGAGAAGAUGGCGUUCUUUACCCGUGCGAAGAUUAACGUCCCAGACUUGCCGGCUGAUGAUGUUUAGAGUAUUCUAAACAAGUAUUUUUUUUUUUUCCCAGUCUUAACUGCUG